AUGCCCUCAAAACUUCCAUUAAAUAUCGUAUUUUUUGGUACAGAUGAAUUUUCAAUUCCUAUUCUUCAUAAAUUAGCAAGUUGCGCCCAAAGGAUACAUAUGGUAAGUGCCGGGGGUAAAAGGCCUAGAGGUAGAGAUCCCAUUUCAUUACCAUCAGCUGCUAAAGAAGCAAAAAAAAUUGGAAUUGAAUGUGUUGUAUUGAAAAAAGGAUGGGACGGGUUUCAGUUAAAGCCCGAUGACCACUUGGCUGUCUCAGCUAGUUUUGGCCGCUUUAUUCCUGAAUCAAUUUUGGGACGAUUAGUCUACGGAGGCAUUAAUAUUCAUCCUUCAUUUCUUCCAAAGUAUCGAGGAGCGAGUCCCAUAUACUCAACGAUUCUUAAGGACGAUACACAAGCUGGUGUGACAAUUCAGAGGAUGGACACAAGGGAGUUUGAUAAAGGAAAGGCGCUUGCUCAAGGUGUACUUUCUCUUCAUGGAGAUGAGCAUUAUAAUAAUCUUAGAGACAAGCUUGCAAAGGGGGCUUCAUCAAUGCUUGAUUCAGUACUGCAACAGGCGCUCUACAAAAGAUCAAACCCAAACCCCGAACUAGAACCUACCAUUUAUGGAAUUCUGACAGAUACAGGAGAAUUCCAAAGAAGUGAAAGUGCCCUACCAAUUCCCGCAGCAAGUUGGGCCGGAAAGAUAUCUCCAGAAAGCGCUCGCAUAAAUUGGGAGUCAAUGACAAGCCGACAAAUAUACAAUAUUACCAGAGCGUUUGAACAUGCAUGGACUACAAUUAAUGGAAAGAAGGUAUUUCUUUAUAAUUUAAUGCCUUUACAGCAAUGGUUGAGCCAAUUUAGAGUCGAUGUUUCUAAUGACAUCAAUGAUUGGAAGCAGAUGCAACCAGGCCAAUUCUUCUUGUUCAAAAAAAAUUUAUUCAUAAUUAAAACUCUUGACUCUGCUAUUGUUGUGAUGGGUGGAGUUCAGCGACAAACUGGAUCUUUGGUUCCAGCAAUAGAAUGGGUAAGAACAUUCAACAGCGGUAAAGGAGGAGUGUUCACUACUGGAUUAUAA
Schizosaccharomyces octosporus yFS286 is the source of this 1053-nucleotide messenger RNA. RefSeq names its product methionyl-tRNA formyltransferase Fmt1. The transcript has a single exon. Gene Ontology annotation, biological process: biosynthetic process; conversion of methionyl-tRNA to N-formyl-methionyl-tRNA. Lineage: Eukaryota; Fungi; Ascomycota; Schizosaccharomycetes; Schizosaccharomycetales; Schizosaccharomycetaceae. Gene Ontology annotation, cellular component: mitochondrion. Bases 1 to 1053 code for a protein of 350 amino acids. The record is from RefSeq and is a predicted model, not a curated record. Gene Ontology annotation, molecular function: methionyl-tRNA formyltransferase activity.